AGGUGAGCCACCGUAGACCUAAGUACCUAACCCCAAUUUCCCUCCCAAACCCACCAAGUCGCAAUGACGGGGCGGAGAAACGCCGAUACCCUCACUACUCCCACCGAGCACGACGGCCGACGGCGCGAGCUGAACGUCCCUCCCCGCCGAUCCACGCGAUUCCGCAGCAAAAAAAACCCAGAUCCAGUUACUCUCGACCGAAAACACACGAGCCACUCCAGAGCUUAUCUACGCAAUUCCGCGGAGGAACGAGUUGAAUCUGGCGGAAGCUCUCUGCUUCUCGGGAUUUCUGCUUCUGCGACGACAGAAUCCUCGAUUCUGGGUAGUGGGUUGGCGGAAAACUGUACUCCUCGACGGUCCUCGAGGCUUUCUCUGUUGGGGAGCUGCAACUUCCCGAAGGAGCGAGCUGGAUCCGACGGAAGCUCUCCGCUUCUUGAGGUUUCUGUUUCUGGGUCGAUAGAAUACUCGACUCCAUGUAGUGGGUCGGCGAAAAGUCCUACUCUUCGACGGUCCUCGAGGGUUUCUCUGGCGAGGAGCCGCACUAGAGAGGUGGAGAGCACAGAAGAUGGCGGAAAUGAUAGUUCCUCCGUAGGCGGGAGACUCGUUCUUGGGCUUAAAGCGAAUAGAGGGCUAACUGUUUGUGGAAAUGAGAAAGAGAACCGGAUUACCGGGAAGAGAAAAAGGAAAGACGACGGCUAUAAGAUGGAAGAGGGUGUAGUUGUUAGGAAGGGCAACGGCAGGGAGAAACACAACAGAAGGGGCGAAUGUGUUAACGGAUGGACAAGGGAGCAGGAAUUGGCUUUACAAAGAGCUUAUUUCUCGGAGAAGCCGACCCCUCAUUUCUGGAAGAAAGUUGCAAAGCUGGUGCCUGGAAAGUCUGCACAGGAUUGCUUUGACAAAGUACACGGCGACCAUGCAACUCCACCUCAACCUACACGUCGAUCGAGGGCAAAAGUAUCGACUUCUUCUCCUAUUGGAUCUCUUCAACUCUCGGCUUGCAAAAUACUAGAUUCCUGUGGGCAGAAGACUAAGAGGUGCAGCACUAGGCAGAAGCAUCAUAUUGCUCAGAAAACAGUGAGACAGUUGCUGCAAAAGCAUAACCACAGGGAUCAGAAUCACGAAGCAGAUUUAUUCUCCAUUCUAGAACCAGACAUGAAUCCAUCUGCUCAAGAUUCUGAUCUCAACCUCCUGCCGUCUACUCCGAAGACUUUGCAGCAGAAGCAGAUGCUAUCUCUUGAAAACUCAUCGGGGAGAUCUUCCUCUGGACAUAAGAAAAAACCUCUUUCGAGAUUCAGCAACUCAUGUCAGCCGGAUAUUGUUAGCCCUCUAGUUCUGAAGCAGGUCAAAGACAGGUUCUUGCAUGAGAAGUAUAUCGACCGAUUGCAUUGCAGAGAAGCAAAGCGGAAAGCAGCAGCUUCCCGUUUGGGAAAAUCCACAGCAAAAAAAGGAAAAGAGAAUGCUGUGGGGCAGACAAACAUUCUACAGAACGUCGAUGUCAUUAGAGCUGCUAAAAAUGCUCUAUCUUUUGAUGUAAGUGAUGCAAUUAAUCAGCUUCGCCACCUGGAAUCUGAUGCCAACAGCGAUUCUUCUGAUCUUAAUGGCGAUGCUGUCGAUGAUGAAGAUGACUGAGCUGGAGUUGAACUAUGAUGAAUUGUUUCUGUAUGUGGCUGCUAAGUGAACUAUGAUGGAUUGUUUCUGCUCAGAAAUAGGCCUUUGGAUUUAAACCCCAUUUGUCUUACUAACUAGAGCUAGCUUGUACAUAAUCUGACCCUUCCAAAAUGCUUAGCUUGUAUCGUGGAAUAAAUGGAUCUGUAUAAAUAAUGUGUUUUGUUUAAUGAGAUUGCAAGAAUGUGCAU
Linum tenue is the source of this 1856-nucleotide messenger RNA. NCBI's taxonomy places the organism in Eukaryota, Viridiplantae, Streptophyta, Magnoliopsida, Malpighiales, Linaceae. The record is from the annotation of a GenBank genome assembly.